AUGAUGUUUGGGAAGAGUUUCAUGAGAUUCAGGCACGAGCCGUCCGGUUUGGAGUACAACUUCGACGCGAUGGGGGCCAUCCGCCAGGUGAGGCUAGAGCCAGAGACGUCUAUCAAGGUGGCCGCUUCCGAGAAUUGGGUGCGCUCCAACCGAAAACACGUGGAGAGCAUUCGCGCGAGCGGGAAGCCGGGCGAGAAGGAGGAGUUCGAUUGGACUUACACGUCUUGGUACAUGGGGGAGGUGAGAAGAAAAUCUGGUACAACUGCGCCGAGUCGACGAGACUCGGGAGGGGCGAAGGAAAUGCCGUACGAGAAGUUGAGAAAUACGAGUGAGCCGGUUUUGCACUACGCGGAGGUGCAUUUUUACGAGGACGAGCUUUCCGACCACGGCAUUUCUCAAUACGGCGUGAAGUGCAGAGUGAUGCCGACGUAUUGGUUUUGCUUAGCGCGCUUUUGGCUUCGGGUGGACCGCAGUUUUUUUCGGGUGCUGGAGACGAGGUUGUAUCACGAGUACGGGAGCGAAGAGAUUUUGAGGGAGUAUACAAGGAAGGAGGGGAAGUGGGGGGAGGUGUGUCAGAGAGUGACGGAUAUGGGGGACAUCAAGAAUCCGAACAAGUUUUCGCACGUGUUGGAUCCAAUUUGCAGAACAGUCGAUUCAAUUUUGCUCGAGUGA
Schistocerca gregaria is the source of this 672-nucleotide messenger RNA. RefSeq names its product TIP41-like protein. Lineage: Eukaryota; Metazoa; Arthropoda; Insecta; Orthoptera; Acrididae. Gene Ontology annotation, biological process: TOR signaling. Gene Ontology annotation, cellular component: cytosol. The record is from RefSeq and is a predicted model, not a curated record. The coding region runs from base 1 to 672 and encodes 223 amino acids. The transcript has a single exon.